AUGAGAUAUCGAGACUGCCUCCAUUCUUUUAUUUUAGUGUUUAAUGACGCAGAUCAAAUCAAACCAAAACUCCAAACAGCUGCAAGAAAACCAAAGUGCGGCCUCUCCAGAGUCUGUCCGUCUGACCAUUUUGCUAUACACAUCAGCAGCGGAGCAGCGAAUGUUGUUGGGCCAAGGAUCUGUUUUGAUGGUGAAAUCAUUAUGAGUAACGUGCUGAAUAAUGUGGGACCAGGACUGAACAUUGUGGUGGUAAAUGGUGAAAAUGGAAUAGUGGAAAAAGUUGACUACCUUAAUAUAAAAAAUGGAAUCACAAAAGACAUCCUGGCGUACCUGAAGGAGAUAAAACCUGGAGCGAUCGUCUUGGUGGCCUCGUUUGAUGAUGUGACAACAAAAAUGACAAAAGAAAUGAGGGAGGUGUUCGUCGGGAUGGGAAGCACUUUGAUCAACUCUGUGAAACGCAGAGAUAGCUGGGUGUUUGCUGGAAGAGCAGGGACAGGAAACAAAAGCCUCUUUGAGAAGCAAGCUGUUAAUGAUGUGAAAACCAACAUUUAUGAAGGCUGGCCGGACAUGGUGGAGGUGGGCGGCUGUUUCCCCAAGAACCGAACUGAAGGAAUGAAACCUUAAAGGACUUUUGUGAUGAAAAGGAGAAUAUGACUUAUUGAGACCCUACCCUGUAAAUAUGAUGCCUCUCCGAAUAGUUUGACACUCCUUCUGAAGCUCAGAACUUAAAGGUGCAAUUGUUGACAUCGAUAACAUUUAGCCGUUAGAUGUCUCACUCUUCUUCCCUCGUUCCAUUGCUUUCACUUCACAACAAGUGGUUGCCAUUUUAUGGUUGAGUGGAGUGAGACUUAGACAGUCACGUCAGGUCAUGAAUCAGCUAUAGUUUUUCCACACUAACUGGCAACUUGAU
Sebastes umbrosus (honeycomb rockfish) is the source of this 910-nucleotide messenger RNA. RefSeq lists its product as uncharacterized. The transcript is spliced from 8 exons. Bases 1 to 624 code for a protein of 207 amino acids. The record is from RefSeq and is a predicted model, not a curated record. NCBI's taxonomy places the organism in Eukaryota, Metazoa, Chordata, Actinopteri, Perciformes, Sebastidae.